This is a messenger RNA of Talaromyces rugulosus, 2256 nucleotides long. RefSeq lists its product as uncharacterized. NCBI's taxonomy places the organism in Eukaryota, Fungi, Ascomycota, Eurotiomycetes, Eurotiales, Trichocomaceae. Bases 1 to 2256 code for a protein of 751 amino acids. The record is from RefSeq and is a predicted model, not a curated record. The transcript has 2 exons. Gene Ontology annotation, molecular function: protein binding.
AUGAACUCACGUCCGGAUUACCUCGACUUCCAUGGCGAUGGGACUCGGUCUGCGCGAGCGAGUCCGUCUCCUCGCAUUGAGCACUUUGACGGCGAGAUCCCUCCCGCUCUCUCUCCGCUCGACGCAUUCGCUGCACAGGGUCGCUUGCUAGCAAGGCAACUCGACGAGUCGAUGAGACGCGAUCGCCGCAUGAGCAGGCUUCCUCCUCAGAGUGUUGCCCGAUCGCUAUCCCAGCCUCGUCCAGGCUAUUUCCGCUCCCCGGGCUCGGAUAGUUCACAGAGAGUACACCGGCCAACCGAAAGCCCCGAUUUGGUCGUGAACCAUAUAUUCGAGGAUCCGAAAUAUAGGCCCCAGUCACAGCACCCCCGCAUCAGUGGUUUGUCGAUUCUCCAUAGCGAGACAGGCUUCGACGAUGACUUUAGUCAACCUCCCAUGCCGCAAGAUGAUGAAUCUGAAAGAGUACUGCCGGCCACCUGUUAUGAAGCACCGCGAGUCGAGUCACCCGAGCCAGUGGUAGCCCUGCAGCGAGAUUACUCGGAUUCAAGCAGCAAUCUGCCGACUCCUCAGUCCAACUCGCACAAUUCGCCCUCUGUCUCUGCUGGAUCUUCCAUGGACUCAAACCAUCCUCAGAUCUCAACCACCCUUGCGCCGCCGGUUUCCCCCAUGCCACAGUCCUUUUAUAACCCAAAGUACAUGCAGCCAGAAAACUCUGACGAUGACUAUACCAGCUCGAAUACUGGUUCGACAUUUUCCAAAGCGCGCCAGUUCUCUGCGGGUAGCGGCAUUUCCAUGCCGUAUUCGCCCAUGUCGCCCCAUGUUCGUUCACAUCCGCGGUCGCCAUCGGUCAGCUCAGAAGCCUCUAAUUAUCUACCACGUCCGUCUUUCAACUUUUCGAGACCUUUGAGCCGGUCGAGCACAAGUUUGUCGGCGCCGUCGCCCGUGAUGCCCCAGGAGGCCCCAACUUCCAACCAAACGCCCUCUACCGCGCAUCCAACAUCCGGUCGACAGUCUUCGACCGGAAUUCACCGAGAAAACAAACCGGCGCCGAUUGUACUUGAAGAGGGAAUAAUGGCCUCGUUUGACGAGGAACCUCCGUCUUCGGCAGUGUCAUCGUACGUAUACGCCAAGUAUUCGCUGCCCCGUGGGCGCUCAGUAAUGAGAAACUCUAUCGUAUUUGCCGGCUUGCAAACGCCACAUUUUGAAUGGCAGGAACCUCUUUUCGAGAGCCCACCGUCCAAGACUGCUGGCGACCGAACACCGUCUCCCGGAGCUGCGCCAAAGGAGACCCCAGUCCAAGCACCGGAAGCGAAAAGCAAGCAGCUCAAGCCACCCAGCGGGGAAGCUAUCCCUACGAUUGUUGAUCCACUGGAUACGGUCCCAUCGACUCCGACGCGCCAGUCUUAUGAGAUUCCCAGAGAAACACGUCCUUCAUUCGAGCUCCCUCCAAACCACCUUCAGCGCUCUCGUAGUGAACACCACCUGGAUGAUUCAAAGUCCUCUUCUGCCGACUCCGCCAGCACCAUCAGACCACUUACUGCCCGGACCACAGCCACCCAGGCAACCGACUCUGAGCAGUCUACCGAGCAGUCUGUAGAGGAGCAUGUCGACAAGGGUAUUGAAUGCCACGAGAAGGGGGCAUUACAGGAAUCAACCUAUCACCUUCGUAUUGCUGCCAAGCAGAACCAUCCCAUUGGUAUGCUGCUAUACGCACUUGCUUGCAGGCAUGGUUGGGGCAUGCGUCCGAAUCAACGUGAAGGAGUGCAGUGGCUUCGCAAAGCUGUCGAUUCAGCUGGACUCGAAGUGGGCGAAGAUGAUGAAGCCGUCGGCGGCAAGGAUGCGGCUGCUCGCAAAGCCCGCCGGGCGCAGUUUGCGCUGGGAAUUUACGAGCUCGGUGUCAGCCAUCUGAACGGGUGGGGCAUAGAGCAAGACAAGGCUUUGGCUCUUCGAUGCUUUGAAAUUGCUGCACGAUGGGGUGAUGCUGAUGCCCUUGCCGAAGCUGGUUUCUGCUACGCUCAGGGUGUUGGCUGUAAGAAGGAUUUGAAAAAGGCAGCUCGAUACUACCGACAGGCGGAAGCCAAGGGUAUGAGCAUGGUUGGGAAUAGUUGGAUCUACAAAGACAAAUACAUGGCGGACGACGAUGAUUCAAGGCAGUCAAGGCAGUCUCGCAGCCGCCAGGGUGGCGCAUCGGAGAAGAAACCACGCAGCAAAUCUCGAACCCGAAGCAUCUUUGGACGGAAGAAAUCGCUGGCUGCUUAG